AUGGCUAUGCAUUUCAAGUUGAGCAAAGAACAGAAGGCUCUCACUGAGGUGGAGAAGGAAGAAAUGGAGUUGAUCCCUUACUCCAGCAUUGUUGGGAGCUUGAUGUACAUGAUGAUUUGUACAAGGCCAGAUAUAGCACAUGCCAUAAGCACUACAAGCAGAUACAUGACAGCCUACGGAAGGCAACACUGGAGUGCACUGAAAUGGACAAUGAGAUACCUUAAGGGUGCUGAUAAGUUGGGAAUACUAUACACCAGAGAUGGUGGAGCUGAGAAAGACCCUCUGGUAGGAUUUUGUGACUCAGAUUAUGCGGCCAACCUUGACACAAGAAGGUCACAAACUGGGUAUGUCUUUACACUAUUUGGGUCUGCUAUUUGUUGGAAGUCAGGGCUGCAAAAUGUAGUAGCUCUUUCAACAACCGAAGCUGAAUACAUGGCACUAACUUCAGCAGUAAAAGAAAGCAAGUGGCUGAAGGGACUCAUAUCUGAUUUUGGAUUGGAGCAGGAGACAGUGGCUAUCCAUUGUGAUAACAGUGGUGCAAUUUGUUUAGCAAGGCACCAAAUGUUCCAUGAAAGGAGCAAACACAUCGACGUGAGACUUCACUUCAUUAGAGAUGAAGUAGAGAGUGGAAGAGUGAAGGUGGUAAAGAUAGAUACAGCCCACAAUCCGGCUGAUAUGCUAACUAAGCCACUGAGUAAAGAGAAGUUCGAAUAUUGUUGUAGAUUGGUGAAUCUGCUGGCAACAGUUUUUUGA
This is a messenger RNA of Salvia splendens (bonfire salvia), 753 nucleotides long. Its product is annotated as secreted RxLR effector protein 161-like. NCBI's taxonomy places the organism in Eukaryota, Viridiplantae, Streptophyta, Magnoliopsida, Lamiales, Lamiaceae. The record is from RefSeq and is a predicted model, not a curated record. The transcript has a single exon. The coding region runs from base 1 to 753 and encodes 250 amino acids.